AACAUCCCGUCUGGCGAUUCCACGUGCGCCUACCGUCAUCAUGCUUGCAGAUUUGAGAACAGAGAAUCUCCUGGGCCCCAUGGCUGGUGGAUCUGAUGAGGAAAGUAGCGAUAACUUAGAAGAGGACAUAGAGGACGUAGAAGAAGAGGAGGAGGAGGAAGAAGAGGGAGACGACGAGGAAGAGGACGAGGCAGAAGGCGAGGGUGAUGGGGAAGAGGGAAACAUUUACGAAGAAUCUGAAGAGGAAGGAGAUGACUUGGAGGAAGAGGAGGUUGAGAACAGCGAGAACGAGGACGAGGAAGAUGAUUCAGACGACAACGAGGACGACGACGAGAACACGGGGGAACACAUAGAGGACGCAGGGGAUAAUGGUAACGACAUUGAAGAGAGUGCAGGAGAGGACGAUGACAAUGAUGAAGAUGACGAGGAACAAGAAGAGGACACCAAUAACGACGAAGAUCAACCAGAGCAUAGUGCAAGCCAACCGCAAGACAGCGAAGAUGACGAAGCAGAUGACUCCGACGAUGCCCCCGAGGAAGCCACACUCUCCAAGGGCAAGGAGAUAGCAGAAGGAGAAGAGGAGAAGAUGAAGAAGGAAAUCAUGAAGCUGAAGGACCAAGUGAAAGAGGCAAGAAAGAGAAAACUGGAGAGGAAUAAAGACCAGCAAGCAAAGAAGAGGCAACGUCUGCAGAAAUUGCAAGCGAAAAAGUUAUCAGAUGAACUCCUAGCACAAGUUGCAGCAGAGAGAGAAGCAGAAUUGCAGCAACAAUCAUUGCCUGCAGCACAGGGGAAGCACACCACAUUCGAAGACGACAUUGCAGAUGACAUUGGCACCAUGGAUGAGGAAGAGCAGAAGGAAGAUCUGGUGAUACCCCUGGAGCGCGGCGUCCAAGUCCGAGCAGUGAAAAGCGAAACCAAGAAAUCUCUUACCCUGGCAAAGCGUGCUGCUUCCUUCCGAGAAAAUGCCCUGUUUGGUAAAAAUGUCAAAAGAAUGUCAGCGAGAGACCAAAGAGCAAUGGUUAUCAAGCAAGAGAAAAGUGGGAAGAGCAAACUGGUGACAGUUUCUUGAGGCUCUACCCCUGUCCCUGACCCUCUGGAAGCUGGAAAGUUAUGUCACCCAAUACACAAUAUUUUUUUUUUUUUUUUUUUUUUUUUUUUUUUUUAAGGAUAGUUUUAUUUCCUUGGUAUAAGUAUGAAUGCUUGGUAUGUAAAAAAAAAAUAUGUUAUGAAUAUUAAUUUUACAGAUUUUUAUUUCUUCCUUUUUUUUCUUUAAAGAAAUGUAUCAUGUAUAUGAAAGAAAGAAAAAAAAUGGAUUUAGUGUUUG
This is a messenger RNA of Penaeus indicus, 1324 nucleotides long. RefSeq lists its product as uncharacterized. The transcript is spliced from 6 exons. NCBI's taxonomy places the organism in Eukaryota, Metazoa, Arthropoda, Malacostraca, Decapoda, Penaeidae. Bases 41 to 1069 code for a protein of 342 amino acids. The record is from RefSeq and is a predicted model, not a curated record.